Messenger RNA from Bicyclus anynana (squinting bush brown), 3385 nucleotides. RefSeq lists its product as uncharacterized. NCBI's taxonomy places the organism in Eukaryota, Metazoa, Arthropoda, Insecta, Lepidoptera, Nymphalidae. The transcript has 7 exons. The record is from RefSeq and is a predicted model, not a curated record. Bases 210 to 1253 code for a protein of 347 amino acids.
UUGAGUCUAUUAAUCUGUGGGUUAAGUUCACUUUUUUUGUUUUUGUUUUUGACUGGUUUUUGAUUUUUUGAGCAAAUUCUCGAUUAUUUGUAAUUUUAUCUUUCGUUCUAUUAAAAUAUUAAAAAUAUUUUGGGAUCAUCAGAGCUUCAAGCAUCGUACCUUUAAUCCCAAGACGUUUUUCGGAUUUUUAGGUCUACGUAUGCGAAAACAUGGAAGCAGAUUCAACAACCCAUGAAAGUUACACGAAAUCUCACAUCAAUGAUAUUUCUUUACCGUUCAGCACAAGUCCAGGCAACCUCAACCUUUAUAAAGAGUUUAUAUGUGACGAUGGAAAUCAAAAUUUGGAAAGUCAAAUAGUGAGUCGUUUGCAAUCCAUUGAACUGUUACCUACGAGUGUCACAUGCCCCACGAAUGGAUCCAAUUGUAAACUUGUAUGUCGACCUGCUCGAGUUAUAGAUAGAGUCCAAUGGGUGUGCGAAGGGUGCAGCAAAAGGCUUCCAAUCAGAACAGGAUCAUUCUUCUUUAAGAUACAAUGUUCUAUACUGCAGACAAUGCAGUUGAUACUGGCCUGGUGUGAAGAUGCUGAUUUUACAGCCGCAGCACAAUAUUUUGAUGUAAAGCCCAGAGUUGCAAGUUCAAUAUAUGACAAGCUGGACUUACUAGCAAUAAAUGAGCUGAAGAAAAGCAAGCUGGGAGGUGAUAAUGCUGUUGUGCUCAGUGAGAUAUAUCCGGACUGCUUGAACAGGCUCUCUCCAGACACUACCGACCAGCCACAUGUUCAUAGGAUAUUGAUGGUCGCUGACACCAAACACAUCCCUACUCAUUACAGGCUUCAUGUAAUUAGAGAUGAUCUGAAAAAGUCUCAAAACAAUCAGGAACAGUCCCUCAAAGAAGAAAUAGAACAAGUGAUACUUAGUGAAACAGAACCUAGCUCGUUGUUGGUGAUGGGCAACAGUGUGCCUUUGGAUGGAACAGUUUCUCUGCAGCAGCUUAUUCAGCAUUGCGACAUAGAUAUGCAGCAUUUCUUGACUUCGCGUAUUUGGUCUCAAGCGCUGACCCUAUGUUCGGCAUCUCGUGACCUCUGCACGGGUACUCCCACACAUAUAUGCGCCUCCGCCGUGCAGCGAUACCUCGACACCUCCUUGUACCGGCUGCGGUAUGGAGACGGCUUCUACAACCACAUGCUGAGGGCUAUAGCUGAUGAGUUCACUCAGAAUUCCUCAAUAUCCACUUCACAGGAUGCUCCGGUUUGAGCAAGUUUUCUAAUUGUCUAGAAUCCUACUCAAAGUACAGACAUUAUCAUUAACAUUUGAUCGUAGAAGAGUUUUGUUAUUAUCCUAAAGGUGCCAGUGCACUUCAUAGAUGCAAAAAUGUCCUGCCUACCCUGAUAACUCAUUAUGAACUUAUAUCAGAGGAGGAAUUUUCCCUUUUGUACAAUUUGAAGCUAUGAUGCAUACCCUAGUUUAAAACCUUGUGCACGCCACUGUAAGCUGCAUAUGUCUAUAAGGGGUCUGGCUAUGACCAAUAAAAUAGCCUAAUGAUGUUAAAAGGGAGAGGGUAGCCGAAGUGUGACAAGGGAAGGGACAGGGUUCCAAGUUAAGUGUCGUCAAUAUGUCAUAGUUUUAACCCCCCCCCCACAAUAAUGUGUGACGUAAUUUAUAAAUCUCUUCUUUCAGUUUAUAGAUAUUAUAAAAGCCAGUUAAAAUUCAUAUUUUGAAAGUCACUGAGUUGGCAAAUAACCCCGUCGGUUGUGUUGUAGUUAUAAUAUUAAUAAAUGUGCCUUUAGUAUUAAAAAAUGUGCCUUUAGUGUUAAGUCUUCCAGUGUGGCCUUGAUAUUUUCAUUUUGAUUGGAAUUAUUGAUAUUGUUUGUUGAUAUUAUUUUGAAUUGUAUUCUCAAAAAACUUUUUUUUUUGUUGUUCGCUUAAUAUACAGUUGUUAUUUACAACAAAGAACACUUUGUUACUAUUAUCACAGAAAUGUUAAAAUAUGGCUGAAGCUAAAAAUUUGUCAAUUUUAAAGUAAUAUUGUCUACUAUUUUAAUUAUUAUUAUUAGAUAGUUAUAAGUAUUAUAAUUUUAAGUUUAAAUUGUUUCAUUGACACUAAGUUUGUACAAAAAAAGGUCUCAUACAUUACUCUGACUCAUGUUUUUCGGUUAUUAAAGACUUACUUAGGUUAAGUACAAUUUUUUUUUUCAAUACAUCAACUUCAAUUAAUGUAAAAUUAGUAAAUAAUCAAGUUCGGACCGGAAGGAUAAGGAUCGAAUCCUUGGAAGGUAGCAAGUUUUAGCCAGAUUCUAGACCGUUUUUUAAGUGAACUGAUAACUUCUUAAGAGAAGCUAUACCUCUUCGUAACGUAACGCGUUACGGUGCCACUCUGUCUGGAUUCCGUCUUUCUCUCACGCAUGCGGCAGCAGGUUUAAGACAAGAUUUUAUUUUACAAGAUUAUCCGCAGUAAAUAUAAAAAACAAAGUGUGUAUUAUACUUAAAUGUAUUAUGGAAACCUUGAAAUCUGCUACCUCUCAAACUGCCACCAUACCAAUAUACCUAAUACCUACGGUAUAGCUUGACGAGUUAGUUCGUAACACUCCCGAUGGUCCGCGCGGGCCGGGAGUAGCGAUGCCCCCGCGCGCCUGACUUUAUACCCGCGCAGCCCUUCCUGCCCCGUCGCCCGCAUAUCAUGGGAGUGUCAAGCUUAUAGAAGAAUGACCAAGGUAUGGCCAAACUGGUCCCUGGCUCUUGGACCAAUAUUUGAUAUUCAUUGUGAUCUUGUAGGCCUAGAUCAACAUCUUGUGAAGAGAAAAAUACAUUGUCAACCAAUAGCGGCAGUAUCGAAAGUAGCGCUAUCUCUUCCUUUUGCGAUGGAACGACAGAGAAAGCGAUGUUUUCGAUGCAGUCGCUAUUGGUCGACAAUGUCUAUUGAAUAGUUUGCACAAUCUUGUCUUCCCAUUGUUAAAUAUGGUUAUUACUUAUCUUCUCAUUAUUAUUGUGAUUUUUUUCUUUUUUAUUAAUUUAACAAUGUUCAUAAGAAUAUAAUCUAAGUUUCAUCUUCUAGUAGGUAUCAAUCCUUAGUGAGUAACAUUAUUUCAGUUGACUGUUGUUUAAACACAUUAUUGUUUAAUAUAUUUUAAACGGCGAAACCCUUUGAAAAGGUUGCAACUUAGUAACUAACUCACUGACUGAUGUUAAUUUAUAAACAUCUUUCUGCUUUGCGACGCGCCUUCAGUUUUCGCACUAAGUCAUUCUGGGUAGGUAGGUAUUGAACUUUGAACCUUCCAAAAAUGAAAUAUCUCUAAGAUGUGGCAAGUAUCAAUAAAUGUAUUUUCUAAGGAAUUGAUAAUUCUAAAUGUUAUAUUUUACCUUAAUAAAAUGUUGUUUAGCAAAUAAAA